Camelina sativa (false flax) is the source of this 776-nucleotide messenger RNA. RefSeq lists its product as uncharacterized. Gene Ontology annotation, cellular component: nucleus. The record is from RefSeq and is a predicted model, not a curated record. Lineage: Eukaryota; Viridiplantae; Streptophyta; Magnoliopsida; Brassicales; Brassicaceae.
GGUCAAGCCAGCUUAAAGGACUCUUAAAAAAAAGCCAUAAAAUAGCAUUGAACAUUUCGAUUCUGUUAUAAUCCCUUAAUUAAAGAAAAAAACCUCUGAAAAAAAUGGGGAAAACGAAGCGAUACUGGUUACUCAAAACAGAGCCAAGUGAGUGGUCAUGGUCAGACCAAGAAGCAAACGGUGGCAUCAGCAAAUGGGACGGUGUCAAGAACAAACAAGCUCAGAAGAAUCUAAAGUCCAUGACUUUAGGCGAUCUCUGUUUCUUCUACCAUUCCGGAACCAAAUCGAGAUGCGUCGUUGGUGUGGUGGAGGUAUCGCGUGAAUGGUACACCGAUGAUGAUGAUGAUGAUGGAGCGGUAGAUGUGAAAGGGGUUGGUGAGAUGAGGAAAUGUGUGGAUUUGAAAGAGAUGAAAGGAGACAAAGGGAUUAAGGAUUUUGUUUUGUUCAGACAGCCGAGGUUGUCUGUUGUUCCGGUUGAGGAAGAUGUUUGGAAAAAGAUCUGUGAAUUGGGAAAUGGGUUUUGUGGAGAUGAUGGUAAGGAAGAUUGUGAAAGCAGUGAUGCGUCUUGAAUUGGAUCUGUUUUUUUUUUUUUUUUUUUUUGUAUAUGCGAUUGAAUGAUUGAUUCACCGUGUUGUUUCACCAUUAGAUGGUUCUUCUUUCUAAUCUUCUUUGUUAACUCUCUCUUAAUUUGGCUGCGCAUUUUGUCGAACAUAUGGUGUGCAAGUCAACUAGGUUAAAUUUUUAUUUUUUGUGAAAUUAAUUAAGAAAUUAAGAAA